Ilex paraguariensis (yerba mate) is the source of this 534-nucleotide messenger RNA. NCBI's taxonomy places the organism in Eukaryota, Viridiplantae, Streptophyta, Magnoliopsida, Aquifoliales, Aquifoliaceae. The record is from the annotation of a GenBank genome assembly.
AUGGACAUGUUUGUGAAGGAAGAGAGGAAAACUCCGGCGAGACUUGUGGCGGCAUGUGGGUAUCGAAAAAUUGAAAUCACAUGGCUUCUUGGGAUAGAAUUUACCGGAGAAAUGGUACUUCCACCGGGUCAAUUAGCACUGAGAACAUGGACUACACCGGAAAACUACAUGAGGCCACUGAAAAUUGAGACAACCCAGAGGCUAGAAACCGGAGGCGGUUGCGUAAAGCCAGAGCCACCCGGCCACGGCCACGGCCACCGCCCUUCUAUCGGGAAAUUGGCUCUUACGGAUGGUGGAGCCGAUGAAGCCGCGAACCAUGAGGCCGAGAUGGCUGGCAUGGGAGGCUGUUCCGAUGGUGUUGGCUGCGACUAUGGUGGCAAUGUACGGCGUGAAGAUCCAUCUGGUUCUGAAGAAUCCGGCCGGCAAGCAGAAGGGUGCUCCGAUGGCGGUAGCGGCUGCGGCGAUGAGUUGUUGUCCGUGGCCAUAGUCAAGGUGGAGGGAGAUGGUGCCAAGUGUUGGUGCUGCAACAAUUAG